This is a messenger RNA of Sesamum indicum (sesame), 2439 nucleotides long. RefSeq names its product sulfate transporter 91 (gene AST91). Gene Ontology annotation, biological process: sulfate transmembrane transport. Lineage: Eukaryota; Viridiplantae; Streptophyta; Magnoliopsida; Lamiales; Pedaliaceae. Gene Ontology annotation, molecular function: secondary active sulfate transmembrane transporter activity. The record is from RefSeq and is a predicted model, not a curated record. Gene Ontology annotation, cellular component: membrane.
CCUGUAUAUAUAUGUUCAUGCAAAUUGCAAAUUAUUUGUAUAUAAAGCAAGCAAGUUGGCAAGUACUAAUUUGUAGAGUAGCGGUCUUUUUGAAUGUCUGAUUGAGGAACCUCAACCUCGAUAAAAUAAAUAGGACACCAAAUUAACCAAAGAACUACUGCUCCAGCAGCACCCCCCACCCCAUAUAUCCCAUCCCACAUACGCACUCAGUCCAUAAUGGAACCAAACAGUUCUGAUCAUCGUGAGGCGGUGGAAAUAGCCAUGGAGACGGAGGUGCACCGUGUGGCUCCGCCUCCUCACCGUAGCACCCUUGAGAAACUGAGGACACGCCUCAAAGAAACCUUCUUCCCGGAUGAUCCUCUGCGCCAGUUCAAGGGCCAGUCAUGGAAAGUAAAGUUGAUUCUUGGAGCGCAGUACAUAUUUCCCAUACUUGAAUGGGGUCCCAAGUAUAGUCUCACACUCCUCAAAUCUGAUAUUGUUUCUGGUCUCACCAUAGCCAGCCUUGCCAUACCUCAGGGUAUAAGUUACGCAAAGCUGGCUAAUUUGCCUCCAAUCGUCGGUCUAUAUUCAAGUUUUGUGCCUCCCCUAAUAUACGCUGUUCUUGGGAGCUCAAGAGAUCUUGCAGUAGGUCCAGUUUCGAUUGCUUCUCUGAUAAUGGGAUCAAUGCUGAGACAAGUAGUUUCACCUGCUAAAGACCCCAUUUUGUUUCUUCAACUCGCAUUCUCUUCGACCUUUUUUGCCGGGCUUUUUCAAGCUUCUCUUGGCUUCUUAAGGCUUGGAUUUAUCAUCGACUUUCUUUCGAAAGCAACUCUCAUCGGAUUCAUGGCUGGUGCUGCCAUUAUUGUCUCUCUUCAGCAGCUUAAGAGCCUUCUUGGCAUCACUCACUUCACUAAGAAAAUGGGCAUAGUUCCUGUUUUGACUUCUGUUUUCCACAACACACAUGAGUGGUCGUGGGAAACUAUUCUCAUGGGAUUUUGCUUUCUGGUGUUCCUCCUUCUGGCUAGACAUAUUAGCAUGAAGAAACCAAAGCUAUUUUGGGUGUCAGCUGGAGCACCUCUCCUUUCUGUUAUCCUCUCAACUCUGCUGGUUUUUGCAUUCAAAGCUCAAAAUCAUGGCAUCAGUGUCAUUGGGAAACUACAAGAAGGCUUGAAUCCCCCUUCAUGGAACAUGCUGCAUUUUCAUGGUAGCUAUUUGGGACUUGUAAUGAAAACAGGUCUCAUCACUGGUAUCAUUUCGCUUACAGAAGGAAUUGCGGUUGGAAGGACAUUUGCAGCAUUGAAGAACUAUCAGGUGGAUGGAAACAAGGAGAUGAUUGCUAUCGGACUAAUGAAUAUAGUUGGCUCGUCCACUUCUUGUUAUGUCACAACAGGUGCUUUUUCAAGAUCGGCUGUGAAUCACAACGCAGGGUGCAAAACUGCAGUUUCUAACAUAAUAAUGGCAGUGACGGUCAUGGUAACGCUCCUCUUCCUCAUGCCGCUCUUUCAGUACACACCAAACGUCGUGUUGGGGGCAAUCAUCGUCACUGUUCCGGCUGCCUGCCAAAUUUGGAAGAUCGACAAAUUUGAUUUUCUUGUGAUGUUAUGUGCAUUCUUGGGAGUCCUCUUCAUCUCUGUCCAGGAGGGCCUAGCCAUUGCUGUGGGAAUAUCUGUUUUCAAGGUUCUGCUACAAAUCACUAGGCCUAAAACUGUGAUAUUGGGAAACAUACCCGGUACAGAUAUUUAUCGCAAUCUUCACCACUACAAAGAAGCUGUCAGCGUUCCUGGAUUCCUAAUUCUGAGUAUUGAAGCUCCAAUUAACUUUGCUAAUACCACUUAUCUUAAGGAAAGGAUUACAAGAUGGAUAGAAGAAUAUGAAACAGAAGAUGCAAAUGCUAAAAAGAAGUCUGAAGUUAAGUUUGUGAUUCUUGAUUUGUCUGCUGUGAGCGCAAUCGAUACAAAUGGAGUCUCCUUCUUCAAAGAUUUGAAGAUGGCACUGGAAAAGAAGAACUUGGAGCUUGUGUUGGUGAAUCCAGUUGGUGAGGUGAUAGAAAAGUUGCAAAGGGCCGACGAUGCCAAAGAAUUAGCAAGACCUGAUUGUUUGUUCUUGACAGUUGGGGAAGCAGUAACUUCACUUGUGUCAACAGUGAAGAGCCAUUCAUCUAGUUAUGUAUGAUGAGAGGCCUAUUAAUAAUUAUACCAAUAAUUUUCCUUUUCCUUUUGUCAUUUUGGCAGAAAAAUGAAAGCUUUCCAUGACAAGGAAACAUUUACGUGUGAUCUUUUGUGAGUAUAGAUAUCUAUAGAACGUACUAGUUUGAGAUGUCAUGCAAAAUGUUUCUAAGUUGUAUGUUGUAAGACAAAUCCAUGGGCUUAAGCCCAAAUAUUUUUCGCUAAAGUUCAUGUUGGGCUGAAUAUCUCAAUGAAUAAUGUCCCAUUUGGGCAUGGACUGAGCCCACGGCCUAAA